Molecule: messenger RNA, 4500 nt
Organism: Priceomyces carsonii
Lineage: Eukaryota; Fungi; Ascomycota; Pichiomycetes; Serinales; Debaryomycetaceae
Gene: BUD5
Product: Ras family guanine nucleotide exchange factor
Exons: 1
Coding region: 1-4500 (1499 amino acids)
Biological process (GO): positive regulation of GTPase activity; Ras protein signal transduction
Cellular component (GO): plasma membrane
Molecular function (GO): protein binding; guanyl-nucleotide exchange factor activity
Source: RefSeq, a predicted model, not a curated record
AUGUAUCAACCGCCGGUGAACUAUCGAAAAGGCGAAGAUAUAGGUAAACAUGUUAGCGCAUCGUCAAGUGUUUAUUCACCUAUAGAAUCGGAGUUCGCUUUUAAAUACGACAGGUCAAAUGACAUAGAGGAGGAAGGAGACCUGAGUGACAAGUAUUCAGAUUUGUCGAUUGAAAGUUAUCGAACCAUAAGAUCCUCAGAAGCCUCGGAGGAUGUUUCCAAAAUGGAACCCGAACCAUCUACACAGACAUUUCAGACUUAUGUGACAGCAAGAGGUGGAACUCGUAAUCCUAGUUUUAGCUCGAUAAAUGAAUCGCUCUUACGUGGUGGAAGCGAUGAUGAGUGGAAGUACCACCAAAACAGCAGUUUUGGGACUGGCCAAGAAAACGACGUAACACCAAAACUAGUGCUGGUGCCUAAUUACAGUGCCGAAACAGAUGUAACGCCCAAGAUGGAUGGUGGAGACUUUAAUAAUGACUUGGAGGUUUCCGACAUAGGAGAUAACAAGACGAAAGGCAAGUCACCUCAGUUGCCCCAGCAUGAACUAAGCUCUAAGUUUAAAAGGUUGUCUUUGACACUACAACAGUCAAAUUUGGCUGCCUCUGGAGAGUCCCAUGAGUUUAUGAGCUCUUUUCACCAGAAUGUUGAUAGAGCAAACAGCACAUCACAAAAAACGGCCACUCGUACCAGUCUCUAUUACAACAAAAUCGAGGAAGUGCCAACUGAGAACGACGAACGUGAGGAUAGCAAAAUUGUCGAUAGAGUUAGAGACGAUUUGAACUCCGAAGUGUCUACUAUGAGUAAUAGAUCCAGUAUUUUGAGUGAAGCCAAUUCGGGACCUCCUUUAUCAAAAAGUCCAAAUAGACCGUUAUCGACCAUUUCCUCAGAUUUUGCCAAAUACGAAGAUGGCCAGUAUAAUGCAACUCAAAAUAACAAAAGAGGCUCUUACAACAUCAGAGGAUCAAAGUUAUCACCACAAAAAGCAGUAAAGGGGCCAACUGGCACCCAUGAUGAAGUUCCAAUAAGAAGAGAUUUGGUUUACAAAUUUGAACAAUUAUCAACUGACGUAGAUACAAGCAAUAUAAGCGAAAAGGACAAGAACAAGUUCUUUCUUGAAUCCGAUAAAGAAGCAUCUGAAGGCGAAGUAGCGAAUCAGGCUGAUGGUUUGAAUAUCAUAUAUAAUGGUUCUUCCUCGCAAGCAUCGUCUAAUAAAGGUUAUACAUCAGAGACUACAAAGGGAAGGUCCUCAUCGGUUAUUUCAAGUUCUCAAGCUGAAAACGAUUUAUCUUCGUUAUUCAUUCUUGCUUUGCAUCCCUUUGAUUCUUCUACCCUUCAGUCAGAAGCUGAUGCAUCUAUUUGCUUAUCAUUCGAUCGCGAAGAUAUAGCAUUUAUUCAUACAAUUGAUGAUUCGGGGUGGGGAGAGGUCACUCUAAUAGAAUCGCUUCAAAGAGGUUGGAUACCUAUGAAUUAUUUCAGUACUAUAGUUGUGGAUAAUGAUGAGGAUGAAUCAAUUACUGAUAUCGAGAUAAGUGCUGAUAAAAUUCCGAAUAGUAGCUACCUUGGACCUUUGUUUCAUGCAUGUGGUAAAUUCUUAAUAGAUCCGUUAAGUCAUAAAAAUCGCCAUGGAAAAUACACAUUUUCCAUCAGAGUAAUAAACUCUAUCAGAGAUGGUGUCAGGCUAUUGCUCCAAGAAACUGAUUGUCUUUCUCGAUCAAACGAAAUAGUAACAAAAAGACCAAUCGUUAGAAAGAGUCGAAAAAGCUUAUUAGCGGAUUGGUAUAAAUUAAUGGUAAAGGCCAACGAGUUUAAAGGAACAUCGAAUUUUGACAAGAUUGAAUUUUUGACUUUAAUGGUGUAUCAGGUUACUCGGAAGGCCAUUGAUUUUCUAAAAGUAUGGUCGAUCGAGAGUAGGCAGAUUGUACAGUCAGAGAGUGAGAAGAAAUUACAUAAUGAUAUGAUGACUUAUCCCCUUUUGUCGGCUCCUCCCAUGGCAAAACAACGUGUGACAGAAAUCAAUGGUAUACUAUACUCAUACUUGGGUCUUAUAAUUGGCCGCUUAGAUCUUAUUGAGCAUAAUGCGGCUGGCUGCGAUAUCUUGGAAACUCUUACGCAUCAGAUUAUCUUAUUAUUAAGAGAGCUUCUUUUCAUUUCUAAGAUGGGCUCGGAUUUCUCAGCUGAGAAGCCAGCUGACUUGGAUGGAGCCUUGGAUACGCUACUUUCUCUCGUUAGUGAUUUGGUGACAGGUGUCAAGAGUUUGGUCAUCAAAACAGUGAGCGAAACUGAUGAUGAUAGGAGAUAUCACAUUAACAAAGCGACAGCAGGCGUUAAAGAUUAUUAUUAUACUCAAGAGGGAGGUGAUUUAAUUCAGAUUGCUUCAAAAAUGAUAAGCUCUAUUAGUGUUACGGUUAAUGCUAUUAGAAAGCUAUUAGAUGUCACAAGUGACUUCAAAUUAAAUGCUAAAAGGUCAUAUCCUGAUUAUUCCAAGAUUAAGAUUGAAGCUGAUGAAUUUAUAAAGAAAUGCUCCAUUGGAAUUGCCAAGUCACAAACAAUCAAGAAUCAAGACUUGCGACAACUUCGAAGCAAAGGAAUCUCUUAUACCAACAGGUAUUCUAUGAUGCGCACAGGAAAGACGGGCGAACUCUCGUUAACCCCUGGAGGUGCAGAUUUGUUGCGCGACGCCCUAGAUAUCGAUUCAACGCCAUUUAGCGUCUCAAAUGCUGAAUUUGAACCUUUUACAAAUACUAAAGAUGGUGCUCUUCAAGAUAAUAUUAACAAUGAAUUAUUGGUCGAUAAAAAUGGCAACUUACUUGGAGCCUCUUUCAAGGGUUUAGUUUAUACACUCACUAACGAAGAUUCCCCACCAGAAUACUUUUUUGUAUCCACUUUCUUCAUAUGUUUCAGAAGUUUUGCAAAUGGAAUUGACCUUAUAGAACAAUUUAUCACUCGUUUUGAUAUUGAUAAUAAGUCUUUGAAGACGGUUUCUAAAGAGGAUGUAUCUUCUGGCAUGAGACUUAAAAACAGAAGAAGAUUGAUCGUAAAAAUGUUUCAAUUAUGGAUGGAAUCAUACUGGAACCCUGAAUUGGACUACUCUCUUUUGACGACUUUGAUCAACUUCUUUAAUGAAGGAAUUGCAGUUCAUUUACCUUUGGAUUCAAUGAAAUUGAUAGAAGUUGCUGCCAAACUAUCACUGAAACCUUUAAUUGAACAUCAGAAGCCAUUGACAAAACAGAAGAAUAGAAAACAACUCAUUAAUAGAUCAAUCACAAUAACGAGAGCAAAUAGGAGACGGAAUUCUUCUGUUAACUCUCUUUCCUCCAGAUAUUCCAUGGUCGACGGGUAUGAGUUAUCUAAAAUUAAUACAAACUCAUCAACUUCAAGUUCUCUUAAGUCAAUGACUUUGCCAUUACCGUUAGGUGUUGGGAAUCAAACUUCUUCUUCGAACUCUUUAUUGACCAAGAACCAACUCAUUACAAUCGAAAAGGUGAACUUAACGUAUAGAAGUAUCUUGGGAACUAACUGGUGCCCCCGUCAAUAUCUUGAUACGAGGUCGUUCGUUCCCUUGGACCUUUCAAAAAUUUUACCGAAUUGGUACUCCGUUUGUGAUCAAAAUUGGGUGUUGUCUAACUACAGACCAAACUUGUUAGAUUUCAAUGGGUUAGAGAUUGCCAAACAGCUCACACUUAUCGAAUCCCAUAUGUUUUGCGCAAUUAAGCCUGAUGAGUUGUUGAAUGAGAAUUUUACAGCCAAAAGAGCUUACUUGAAGUUAGCUCCGAACGUGAGGCAAUCUUUAUUGUUUACAAACUGCUUAUCUGGGUACGUGUUAGAAUCUGUAUUACAGCCCGACAUUUCUCCGAAAAUGAGAAUAAAUAUGAUGAAAAAUUGGUUGAAGAUUGCAAUAUCAUGCUUGUACUUGAGAAACUUCAAUUCAUUAGCCGCUAUAAUAACGGCUUUGCAAUCCCACUUAGUUACCAGGUUGACUAGGAUUUGGGCUGAACUCUCUGAUAAAUACAGGGAAUUGUAUGAGUAUUUGUCAGGCAUUGUCCACCCAGACAAGAACUACUCCGUUUACAGAAAUAAAUUGAGAAACUUUUUGGUGAACAAUGAUUACAAUAUACCAAUUGUGCCGUAUUUUUCUCUCUUUUUGCAAGACUUGACGUUUGUAACAGAGGGAAACCCCAAUUAUAGAAAGGCUAACACAUUUUUGAACCAAAAAUUAAUCAACAUUGACAAGUACUUGAAGAUAACGAGAAUAAUUGCCGACAUUGAGAGUUUGCAAUUGCCGUACUUAUCAACAUUACCUCAAAAAGAAAACAAGAGAAGCAGCAUGCUCUUCCCUAGUAGCAGUAAACUGAGCGAUGUCGAGGACUACAAUAUCAUUUCCGUCGAAUCUAUGCAAGAAUUAAUUUUAUUCGAACUUUGGAAGGUUUGCGAAUUAAAUAAGUCUGACGAGGAUAGGGCAUGGAAAUUGAGUUGUGCAAUACAUCCAAGAGAAGCAAAUUAA